Solanum dulcamara is the source of this 1019-nucleotide messenger RNA. Its product is annotated as expansin-like B1. Gene Ontology annotation, cellular component: extracellular region. The transcript has 4 exons. Lineage: Eukaryota; Viridiplantae; Streptophyta; Magnoliopsida; Solanales; Solanaceae. Bases 55 to 804 code for a protein of 249 amino acids. The record is from RefSeq and is a predicted model, not a curated record.
UUAAUUUUUGACUUGCUAAUUCCUGAUCUUUCUCAUUUUGUGAACAAAAAAUAAAUGGAUCAUUCUCUUAAAUAUUCUUGCAUUUUUAUGUGCAUGAUUAUGCUUCUGCCAGCGUUUUCCUACAGCCAAAGCUUAGUUACCAAUGCAUCAUUUUAUAGUACUUCUGAUGGCAUGGGAACUCCAUCUGGAGCAUGUGGUUAUGGAGUCUAUGGCAAAGAUGUGAACAAUGGGGAGGUGUGCACAGCCUCUAGGCGUCUCUACAGAAAUGGAGCUGGUUGUGGUGCAUGCUAUCAAGUAAGGUGCAAGAACAAUGCAUUGUGUAGUGAACAGGGAACAAAGGUUAUGGUGACAGACAGUGCAGAUGGACAAGAAACAGACUUAAUUCUCAGCUUCAAAGCCUAUGCAAAAUUAGCUAAAAACCCAAGUUUGGCAGCUCAUCUAUGUGGAAAAGGGGUUGUUGACAUAGAAUAUAGAAGAGUUUCUUGUGGUUAUGGAAAUCUUAUGGUUAAAAUUCAUGAACACAGCAAGUACUCUGAUUACCUUGCUAUUGUUGUUUUGAACCAAGGUGGUACCACUGACAUCCAUGCUGUCGAAAUCUACGAGGAAGCAAGCCAACAGUGGAUAUCAAUGAGAAAGGCAUAUGGGGCAGUGUGGGACAUGUCAAGUCCACCAUGUGGAGACCUUAAAGUAAGGUUCUUAACAAGUACAAGUGUUGAAACAAAAUGGGUACAAUCAGACAAAGCUGUUAUUCCUGCUCAGUGGAAAGCUGGACUUACUAUUGAAACAGACAUUCAGCUUACUUAAGUAAUUAAUUAAGUACAACUUAUAUUAUAUAUGUACUUAUAUACUAGUAAUUAAUGUGGGCGAUUUCUUAAUUAAACUGCAUGUUUAUAAUUUAGCUUUAAAAAUAUGUUUUCAAGUUGUGGAGUGUGUGUUGUACUUUUGGCAUGGAUAGUUGUAAGUUGUUAAGGGUUGUGUAUGUUAUGUAUUUCUGUUUUCGUGAGAUUUAUGAAUAAAAA